Morchella sextelata is the source of this 6546-nucleotide messenger RNA. RefSeq lists its product as uncharacterized. NCBI's taxonomy places the organism in Eukaryota, Fungi, Ascomycota, Pezizomycetes, Pezizales, Morchellaceae. Bases 1 to 6546 code for a protein of 2181 amino acids. Gene Ontology annotation, biological process: leading strand elongation; DNA replication proofreading; mitotic cell cycle. Gene Ontology annotation, cellular component: nucleus; epsilon DNA polymerase complex. The record is from RefSeq and is a predicted model, not a curated record. The transcript has 10 exons. Gene Ontology annotation, molecular function: single-stranded DNA 3'-5' DNA exonuclease activity; DNA binding; nucleotide binding.
AUGGCUUCACGACCACGGGGAACAAACUUUCGGGGCCGCGGUGGCUCUCGAGGCGGUAAAGGCGGCGAAUUUGGCUCCGGUGUAAGAGCGGGCGGUCGGUAUAAGAAGACGAAAACGAUCGAUGCGAAGUCACUACUAGCUACGGAUGGAACGUCGGUGGAGGAGAAGUUUGAGAAUACGAGGCUUGCCAAUGAAAUCGAUGAUAGGAUGGGAUUUGAGCGAUUCGAGUCUGGGUCUAGAAAGAUCGGAUGGUUGAUCAAUAUGCAUGCGACGACGAUUGAAGACGACCAAGUCAUAGGUGGGAAGGCAGGGAUGGAUUACUAUUUUCUAGACGAUUUCGGAGGCUCAUUCAAAGCUACUGUCAUGUACGAUCCAUAUUUCUUGAUCGCGACGAAGCUCGGCUUUGAAGGAGAAGUAGAAGAAUGGCUACGCCGAAAGUUCGAGGGUGUCAUCAAAAAGAUGUCUCGAUUAACGAAAGAGGAUCUGCAAAUGCCAAACCAUCUGCUAGGCUACCGGCGGACAUUCAUAAAGCUAGAAUUUGAUAACGUAUCGGAAUUGCUUUCCGUGCGGAAAGUUCUUAUGCCCAUAGCGGAGAAGAAUAAAAAAAAUAUUAAUGCUAUGGAUGCUUAUGCGGAGAUUGUCAGUGCAAAUUCUGGCUUCGAUUUCCUUGAUGACGGUACAGAUCGAAAAACGACUGCAACUAUAGACGCCAGUGAAUAUAUAAUCGACAUCCGAGAGUAUGAUGUUCCGUACCAUGUCCGUGUAGCUAUCGACCUUAAUAUCCGAGUCGGUCGCUGGUACAAUGUUGAAGCAAAGCACGGGGUAGUCUCACUCUCCCUUAUUGAGGACCGUUUAAAGCGUGCGGAGCCUGUGGUUAUGGCUUAUGACAUCGAAACUACUAAACUCCCCUUGAAAUUCCCUGAUGCAGUAAUUGACCAAAUUAUGAUGAUAUCAUACAUGAUUGAAGGUCAAGGGUUCCUCAUUACCAAUCGAGAAAUCGUCUCACAGGAUAUCGAGGAUUUUGAAUACACCCCUCGCCCAGAAUACGAGGGUCAAUUCAUCAUCUUCAACGAACCUGACGAGAAGGCUGUAAUUGAGCGCUUUUUUGAGCAUAUCAAGGAGGCAAAACCCACAGUAAUGGUGACAUAUAACGGAGACUUCUUCGAUUGGCCGUUUGUCGAGGCAAGAGCCAGUCUAUUAGGAAUUGAUAUGUACACUGAAAUUGGGUUCCGAAAGAAUAGUGAGGACGUGUACCAGAGCAAUUACUGUGCGCACAUGGAUGCGUUUUCAUGGGUAAAAAGAGAUUCAUAUCUACCACAAGGAAGUCAGGGCCUCAAAGCGGUUACGACUGCAAAGUUGGGAUAUGACCCAGACGAGUUAGAUCCAGAACUUAUGACGAGAUAUGCGAUAGAAAAACCGCAGACUUUAGCAGAGUACUCAGUUUCCGAUGCUGUGGCAACAUAUUACCUCUAUAUGAAAUAUGUGCACCCGUUCGUCUUCUCGCUAUGUACAAUUAUUCCAUUAGGUCCGGAUGAUGUGUUGAGAAAGGGUACGGGAACGUUAUGUGAGAUGUUAUUGAUGGUACAAGCAUACCUCAAGGAUAUUGUUCUGCCGAAUAAACAUAAACAAACAGAAGAGGCUUUCUAUGAGGGACAUUUACUAGAGUCAGAGACAUACGUGGGAGGGCACGUCGAGUCUAUUGAGUGUGGUAUAUUUCGUUCUGAUCUGCCAGUGAAUUUUGUGAUUGAUACGAAAGCGAUCGAUGAUUUAAUACGAGACCUGGAUGCCGCUCUAUCCUUUAGUAUUGUUGUAGAAGAGAAGAAAAAGGUGGAGGAUGUCACGAACUACGAGGAAAUAAAAGAACAGAUUAAAUCCAGACUCAUGAAGCUUAGAGAGGUCCCGAUAAGGAACGAACGGCCCUCGAUCUAUCAUUUAGACGUAGCCUCUAUGUACCCAAACAUCAUGACUACAAAUCGUCUUCAGCCUGACUCUAUGAUCCAAGAGUCCGACUGCGCAGCCUGCGAUUUCAACCGUCCUGGAAAAACUUGUGAUCGACGAUUACCCUGGGCCUGGCGUGGCGAAUACCUUCCUGCAAAACGCGACGAAUAUAACAUGAUUAAGCGUGCGCUCGAGAAUGAGCGUUUCCCGCCAAGGUAUCCAAACCAGCCGGCAAGAACCUGGGAUGACCUUUCGAGUGAGGACCAGUCGAAUGCUAUAAAGAAGCGAUUGCAAGAAUAUUCAAAGAAAAUCUACCAUAAGAUUCAUGAGAACAAGACAAUUGAAAAGGAAGCCAUUAUCUGCCAACGCGAGAAUCCUUUCUAUGUGGACACGGUAAAGGAUUUUCGUGAUCGUCGGUAUGACUUCAAAGGGCAGCAGAAGGUCUGGAAGCGCAAGACAGAUGAUCUUGCAUCUUCCGGUGCAACAGCUGGAGAAAUCGACGAAGCCAAGAAAAUGGUGAUUCUAUUUGACUCACUUCAGCUUGCACAUAAAGUCAUUCUCAACUCUUUCUAUGGUUAUGUUAUGAGAAAGGGAUCUCGAUGGUAUUCGAUGGAAAUGGCCGGUGUAACUUGUCUUACUGGUGCACACAUCAUCCAGAUGGCUAAGGAGUUGGUUGAACGAAUAGGGAGACCAUUGGAAUUGGAUACCGAUGGUAUUUGGUGUAUCCUCCCAGCCACAUUUCCAGAGAACUUUGCGUUCACUUUGAAGGGUGGAAAGAAACUUCCGAUUUCUUAUCCUUGUGUCAUGUUGAAUCAUCUUGUCCAUGCGAAAUUUACGAAUCAUCAGUACCAGGAGCUUAAGGAUCCGAAAACAUUCAGAUACGAGACACAUAGCGAAAACAGUAUUUUCUUCGAAGUAGAUGGUCCGUACAGAGCUAUGAUCUUGCCCACAUCAAAGGAAGAAGACAAAAAUUUGAAGAAACGUUACGCCGUUUUCAACCAUGACGGGAGCUUAGCAGAAUUGAAGGGAUUUGAAGUCAAACGCCGUGGUGAAUUAAAGCUUAUCAAGAUUUUUCAGUCUCAGAUCUUCAAGUUCUUUCUGGAGGGUACCACCCUAACAGAGUGUUAUGAAGCGGUUGCAAAGACUGCCAACAGGUGGCUAGACGUGCUUCAUCAACGCGGUUCUACCUUAGCCGACGAAGAGCUUAUCGACUUGAUUUGCGAGAACAGGAGCAUGUCAAAGACUCUUGCAGAGUACGGCUCCCAGAAAUCAACGUCUAUUACCACGGCAAAAAGGCUGGCUGAGUUCUUGGGGGAGCAGAUGGUGAAAGAUAAGGGGUUAAAUUGCAAAUAUAUUAUUUGUUCAAAACCCAGGGAUGCUCCAAAACUCAUUACCAUCCCAGCCGCGCUCCAAAAAGUGCGGAACCCAGUACCGAGGGUUGCUCAUCCUGAGUGGCUACAAAGGCGGAUUAACAUCAAAGACGACAAAUUCAAACAAAAGAAAAUGACAGAUAUGUUUGGAAAAAGAAUUGCUCCAGUGAACGAGGUUGCGAGCAGUUUACAAGCUACCAGCCUAGGCGACAUGGAAGACUUUGGCAACGCAUCUGUAGCAAAGCCAAUGUUGGUCGGGACUGCUAUAAGACUUCAAAAGAGGAAAGCUCCAGAGAGCGUUGUGCCGAACGAUCCAUUUGCUAGUCUGCCUGAAAUCAUGCCUUUAAUGACCGAAGAUUAUCGAGGAUGGCUGCAGUACCAGAAGAAGAAGUGGAAACUGCAGAGGCAUGCCAGGAUGAGACGGAAACAACUGUUUGGUGAUAGGAGCGGCCCGCAGAGCGAUAAAUUAGGGACCUUCUUCAGAAAUCAGACAGAGUCAAUGCUUUCGGGCACUUGGGAGAUUCUACAGCUCAGGGCCACUGAUAUGCCUGGUGAAAUUCGAGCUUUUAUCUUGGUCGAUAAAAAGGUUGUUACUUUAAAGAUCAAGGUGCCGCGCCAAGUAUUCAUCAAUUUCAGAAACGAUGAUCUUCCCCGGGUUGUUGUGAAUGGAUGCACAAUUGAAAAAACGAAUCACAUUCUUCCCAAUGGACAUCCAUCGACCAACCUUUCUAAGCUCACGGUUCCUGAAGACACAUUCAUCCAAGAAGCCAAAGCAUUCUCUAUCAUCUUCAACCACCCUAGUGUGGAAGGUGUGUAUGAAACACAAGUACCACUAGAGACUCGAGCUCUGUUGGAGUUGGGUAACAAUUGUACCUUUGAUGAUACUCAGAUAGGUGUUCUUGGGAAAGGUCUUGAACACGGAUUUGAAUUAUCGACACUCAAGGCAAAGGUUGGCACUAAACCUUACCUCCAUGAGAGCCCGCUAGAAUUUGGUUUCCUAUAUCACGUAAUUGCUGGGGACCGACAAAUCUUUGGACUUUUCUCGACUGCAAAAGACGAAGCCCAUGUACUCGUUUAUAAUACCACCCGAGACGCACAAAAUCUGCCGAAUAUGGAAAAAAUAUACGCUGAACAAUUCUCCCGGAGAUACAAAGAACAGAAUGGCCAUUGGCAAACUUCAUUUGAUUACCCUGAGACGCUACGCUUCGAUAUAUCGUACGUCAACACGAAAAAGAAACUACAGAAGGGGUUGAGUGAUCUCGUUAAGAAAGUUCGCUCCGAAGAGUCGAAACCGACAGUCUUAGUCAUUCAAUCUUCGCAGAGACGAACCUUAGUGGAAAGUGUACCUGCUUUAAAUGAUUUUCCGAUUUUAUCACUACGCUCAGAUGCUUCUGACAGCAAUCUUCCGCCCUUGGGCUGGCAAACUUUUGUGGCAAAGCGUAUCGUUACUCGUUACCUAGCCCUGGGAUCCUGGAUCUCUGAUUACAUGGAAUUGGCGCGUUAUGGUGAUGUUCCAAUCUGUAAUCUCGAGAAAGAUGACCCUAGCUAUUUAAUUGAUGUUGCCUAUGCUCGGCGAUUACAAAAGAAUAAUGUUGUGCUUUGGUGGUCUCCUUCACCAAAACCAGAUCACGGUGGGUAUGAGAAGGAUGAUAUUGUUGGAGCCUUCGAAACGGUGGAAAUGCCCGCUAUCAACAAUCCAGGCUCUUAUUCCUCAGUCUGCAUCGAAAUCGACGUUCGGAACCUCGCCAUCAACACCAUCCUUACCUCCUCCUUGAUCAAUGAACUUGAAGGGAGUGACUCUGUGUCCUUGAACCCAGCAGCACCCACCGAUGAAAAUCCAAGUGACGGAACUAAUGUAAUAUUUGCCGAUAAUGCAUUUGCGACAGCCGGCGUCACUGUACUACGUGAGAUGGUGAAAGCAUGGUGGGCGGAAGCUUGCAAAGGGAACCACACAGCGGACGUCAUGGUUCAGCAUCUGGUGCGAUGGGUCGAGAAUCCAGGUUCUUUUCUAUACGAUCGAGCCCUACAUUACUAUGUUCAAACAAUGUCGAAAAAGGCGCUCUUGCAAUUAAUGACAGAUUUUCGCCGGGUUGGAUCGAACGUUGUUUUUGCAAACGCGAACAAGCUUCUGGUCCAGACAACAAAAGCUGAUGUAGGCAACGCAUUCGCCUAUAGUGAGUACAUCAUAAAAUCUAUCCGGGCGAAGCCGCUAUUCCAUUUCCUAGAUCUUGAAAUCAAGGAGUACUGGGACUACCUCGUAUGGUAUGACGAGGUAAACCAUGGCGGUAAAGCCUGUCAAAAUAUCGAGGAGGAUAAAAUUGAACAACCACUCAACACGAUAAUGCAUUGGCAAUUUGCAAAGUUUUUACCCGAGGCCCUUCAGAAUGUUUUCAACGAGUGGGUAGUUGAGUUUGUUGAGAUCAUGUACAAGCAGAAGCACCCAGAACCUUCAGGAUCCGAUCCGUCAACCCCUAGACCUACACAAAUCUACUUCAAAGUUUCAGAGGACGAGAAUAGUGACAAGAUUGUUCUUGGAAAGGAGUUCUCAAAACCAUUGCGGAAACAAAUUGGUCAAUUGAUUCGCCGACUUCAAGAAUCGAUGCUCCAUUCAGAACCUGACGUCGACUUUGAAUUUCCUUCUUUGCCUGGCGCAUACAAGCCGCUCAAGAACCCAGUUCUGCAAUUGGUCCGGUGUCUAACAGCGGUUUUUGGCCUAGCAAAGGAAAUAAAUCUCGAAGCACGCAUGCUAAGGAAAGAGCUCCUCGGCAUGUUCGACGUCAAAGAAUUUAGCAAGGAGGGUAUCUUUGAGAAUCCUAGCGAGUCAUUAAAGUUUUCUCAAGUUGUUUGUUCCAGUUGUACGAUGACCCGAGAUAUGGAUCUCUGCAAGGACGAGGACUUGAUACCAGAUAUGGUAGGUGAAGGAGCACAUGCCCGAGAGAAAGCGUGGAAAUGCCUCUUUUGCGGGACAGAAUUUGAUAGACUGGCAUUCGAGGAAAAGAUGAUUGGACAGUUGCAGCAAAUGAUUACGGCUUACAAUGCCCAGGAUCUCAAGUGUGGCAAAUGCAAGCAGCUCAAAGCAAACGACUUUCAAGAGCACUGUGCUUGUUCAGGGGCGUGGGUUUUGACGAUGGAAAGGGAGCCGUUGGUGAAACGUUUGAACGUGUACAAGAGUGUUGCAGAUUUCUAUUCUUUCAGAAUGUUGUUGGACGUUGUCGAUGAGAUAAUCGCUGGCAUAUGA